Tachyglossus aculeatus (Australian echidna) is the source of this 1934-nucleotide messenger RNA. RefSeq names its product coiled-coil domain containing 82 (gene CCDC82). The transcript has 8 exons. Bases 84 to 1583 code for a protein of 499 amino acids. Gene Ontology annotation, cellular component: nucleus. The record is from RefSeq and is a predicted model, not a curated record. Lineage: Eukaryota; Metazoa; Chordata; Mammalia; Monotremata; Tachyglossidae.
GACUUCCGCUAUGGGGGCGGGCCUUACGCGCCCGGCCGGAAGCGGGCGCCCUGCGGGACGGCGGCUGGAAAUCUUAAAGGAAGAUGGAACUCAUUAGAGCGUAUGAAACAAGGAACAAUUCCAAGAUUCAAGAGCCUGCUGUAAAAUCUCGAGUUGACUGGAGGCGGACGAAGAGAAAUAGCAUCUCACAGCUACUUGAUAGCGAUGAAGAACUCACAAGCGACGAAGAACCGUUCAGUGUCGAACCACUCGAUAGCGAAGACGAACCCAACGCGGAUGAAGAGCAAGAUUUGACGACUAAGGCCGUCGAUGAGAAAGAAAACAAAGAUGACGGUGUAACGGAGAGUGGCGGCCCUCUGCCUCCCAGGGAAGGGAAAGAGGACAGUGUAGCUGAGAGCGAUAUCGCAGUGGAUACCGAAAAUGUUCCACCACAAGAUGUUCUCGGCCAGCCCGACCCCCAGACGGAGGAGGACGUCGAAGAUGAGCACAUCACCCUAGGGAAGCGAAAAAUGUCAUCCUCGGUGAUCUAUGACACCGAAGAGAGCGACAGUGAUGGCAGUGAGAUCUUAGUUAGAAAGAUAUUUGCCAAACGACGCGUAAUAGAUGACGACGAAUGCUCAGAGGUUGAUCCGGAUCGGCCUACCUCAGAAACGGACACGGCCCCUCGGAAAUGGGACAAGCUGGAGAAACUGAAAGAGCUCUCAGAGCAACGAUCUCGCCGAAGAGCCAGUGAUGGAGCUUUGGAGGAACCUAAGGAAGAAUCCUGCCCCUCGCCCUCUAUAACAGUAGGAAACAGUGACUCAGAGGAGGAGGAUGAAGAUGAAAAUAGUUUGGAUGAUUUUAUAGUUGAAGACGAGGUAACUGAUGCUGAGGAGGUAAACGAGCUCCAGAAAACAUUGACUUCAUCAGAAUCUCGAUUUCUGAAACAUCAUAUUCCACAUUUGUCCUUCAAUGACCACUUCGUACAUUUCCAAAGAGUGGUGAAGGCUUUCCUCAUCAACGCUUUGGAUAGCGCUUUUCUGAGCACAUUAUAUGAUGGAGCAAGGCAAAAGAAGUACGCACAAGAUAUGUUAACAUCUCUUCAUUAUUUGGAUGACCGAUUUGUUCAACCUCGUCUAGAAAACUUAAUUUCCAGGAGUCGCUGGACAGCACGAUAUAAGGAGCGGGUGGAGAGUUACCCUGUGGUGAGGGUCACUUUGACAAAUCCCAAGGAGGCAUCCUGCCAAGCCUGUGGACUCCAUCGAUACUGUAAAUUUGCGGUGAAUUUAUCCGGAAAGCUCUAUAACAGCAGAACUUUGGAAACAGAUGACUUCAUGUUACAUGACACCCAGGUUUUGAAGGUUGGCUGUGUGUGUGCUGAGCGGACUAAGAUUUACCACCAACUGAAGCAUUUCAAGUACGAUUUAUACCAGGAGUGUUGCUCCAUUGCCAAAACUGACCAAAUCGAGAAUGAGCAGGUCAAAGAGACGGUGGGAAGAAUUUUCAGUCAGUCCGUCGAAAAUGGCUGGAUCCAGGAGAAAUACCAGCUACUUCAAGACUAUCUUGAUGAAGCAGAUUUCUUCCAAGACGAGAAGAUUAAGUGAAAGUUUGCUUGCAUUUUAAAAAAUUACCAACACGAUAAACAAUAGGAAACCGCUUCUGCAUGGUACACAGUAUUUGCACGUCUUGUGAAUGAGUCUUAUUUUUAAUUGUAUAUAUACUGUACAUACAAAUAAUUAGUAAAGAAAUUUUUCACAAAAAAUGUUCUUAUCUUGCCAGUUUGCUGGGAAAGAACUGGAUUGUAAAAUUUAUUUUAUGCAUAUAUGUCUUACUAUAUAUUUGCACAUACGUUUAUAUCUUACGUGUUGAUUAUUUCCCUUUAUUAGUGUAACUGGAUAGAGCAUGGGCCUGGGAGUUGGAAGGUCAUGGGUUCUAAUCCUGACUCUGCCACUUGU